AUGCCACACCACACCACCGCCCACACGCCCUCGAGCCCAGCCAGGCCCGCUGCCGCCUCCAAUCUCAAUCGCGCCAGAGCCUACAGGGCCUGUCCCUCGCGCUGCCAUGCUCCUUCCUUUCCUCGCUGCUCGCCCUCUGCCUCCGUGGCCACCAGCCUGAGAGGCGCCUGCCCUGGGCCCUGCUUGCCGCUGCCCGAUCCAGCCCGCGCCUGCCCGCGCUCGCCCCUCGCCAUUGGCUGCCUGCCAUAUUGCCCUCUGUGCCAAUGA
This is a messenger RNA of Bipolaris maydis ATCC 48331, 267 nucleotides long. The record is from RefSeq and is a predicted model, not a curated record. NCBI's taxonomy places the organism in Eukaryota, Fungi, Ascomycota, Dothideomycetes, Pleosporales, Pleosporaceae.